Messenger RNA from Coregonus sp. 'balchen', 3395 nucleotides. NCBI's taxonomy places the organism in Eukaryota, Metazoa, Chordata, Actinopteri, Salmoniformes, Salmonidae. The record is from the annotation of a GenBank genome assembly.
CAGACGUCCUUUCGUCACUUGACGUGUUGCGUAAGCAGUCAGCGCUUGCGCCGGUUGCACAAUCCAGGCAAGGUCGUAGCUAGCUAGCAUUGCAAGGAGCCUCUCUCGCUAAAAAGAUGAUGUCCCUUGCCGCUCGUUCGGGGGCAUUUUCCCCAUACUUGCAGGCUACGAACUAUGCAGUUGCUGGACCCCUCAAAUCCCUUAUUCCAGGGGUGGUUGUAAAAGGAGAAAAAGUGUUGGUAGACACGAAGAAACCUUUCCUGACCCGCGAGUCCCUGAACGGUCAGAGUCCCAAGACUGGGCCUGCAGUAUCAGUUAGCAUAAAUGGUAAGUAGCUAAGCAAGCUAACAGUAUCUAAUGGCUAACGUUAGUAAUCGGGUUAUUUGUUUUACUUGUGGAAAAGUAAUUGACAUAUGAUGUUAGGACGUGCAGUUGUAUUUUACCAAAGUCCAGUUGAUAUGCUGUAGAAUCGGAGGAUUGUUUAAUAAAUUAGCCUAGCGUUCAUUAGCUCGCUAAUGUUAGCUGUGUAGUUAGCAUUGGCUAGACGCGGUCGAGUCAUAAUAAUAAUAAUAAUAAUAUGCCAUUUAGCAGACGCUUUUAUCCAAAGCGACUUACAGUCAUGUGUACAUACAUUUUUACGUAUGGGUGGUCCCGGGGAUCGAACCCACUACCCUGGCGUUACAAGCGCCAUACUCUACCAAUUGAGCUACAGAGGACCAUAAAGCCAGUUAACUAGCCAGCCAGCUAGUUAACUAGCUAAUUGGUAGUUGACUGCGAGGUCAGGACCAAACGGGUGUCCAUGAUGAACGAGGCUAGGAUGUAACUAGCAGGAGCAGCACCGCAGUAUGGGGCCACAACGUUUGCACUGCAGCGAAGACAGUACAGUAUGAAGAUGGGCAGAAACUGCUUCUUCAAUAGGAAUCCCAGAUCAUGCUUGUAGGUGACGCCAUGUUGACGUGUACUAGCUAAGCAUGCACAGAAAUACGUCAUCGCGUAUAACACUUCUCUCAUUGACUUCGCAAACCCUGGCUUGGUCUGUUUUGCAAGCGUUCCCGGAAGUCUCGUGAUGUUGCGCCUCUGGGUUUAGAAACUCUGUUACUGGGGUCACAACCUGGAUAACUAACUAAAUAGCUAGCUAGCUGCUACCUUUACUGAUGUGUAGUAAUGUCGUAUUUUUAUCAUUCUAGUUAAGAUAACAUUACGUAACCCAUACAGGUGGGUCUUAGUGAUGAUAGCCUGUAGAUUCCGACCCUACCAUUACUCUUGUUUACACUGAGCUGAACUGGGGGUUCGGAAGGCACCAUGGAGCCGGCUUCAGAUAUGGAUCGGAAAGCUUACCUCUAUGCAGGGAUGGGAAAUGCAACUGCACUCCAAAUGUUACCUUAAUCCACACUGAUAGAUCAAGAAGAUUGAAAUGCUACUUGUUUUCCCAGAAAACUGCCCUUUUCGUCCUCAUGAAGAUUGGAAUGGCAGUGUCAACCAAUCAGCAUCUUUUGUUGUUCAAAGUGAUGCGCCAUUCCAUAAUGGCUACUGCUAGCUAGCAUGAGGACGAAACAGCAGUUUUCCGGGAAUACUAACAGUAUUUCAGUCUUCUCGAUGUAUCAGUGUGGAUAAAGGUAAAAUUGAGUACCGUGGCAUAUUCCAUCCAUGCAUUGAGGUGCGUUUUCUGACCCAUAUCUUGCGCCGUCUCCAGUGUCUUAAUGUAACCAUGAUUGCAUUCUGACCCCAAUGCAGCUCAGUGUAAACAAGUGUAAUGAUAGGGUCGGAAUCUGCUGGCUAGAGUGAAGAGUGUUUUGUUGGUCACUAGUUUAACCUGACAUUUUAGCUAGGGAGUUGGUAGCUAACUACAUGUAAGUCAAGGGUGUAUUCAUUACGCAGAUUUUGUUGUAAAAUGUUUAGUCUGUUGCAAAACGUUUUGCAACAUAACAAGAGUUUCUAUUGGAAAAAUUCAGGAAGGUUUCGUUACGUUUGCUCUGUUUGGUUCUUAAACGUUUUCGGUUGCAAGACGUAAUGAAUAUGCCCCAGCUAAUGGGCUAGUUAACUUAGAAAGCUUGCUAGCUAGCUACUUUGUUGAAUAUUUAAACUUGACUCAAACAAUCUGUUCAUACAUUUUCUAUCUAACUAGCUAUUGACUUGAAUGCAUCUGCUGCUAUAAUGUGCCCUCUGGUACUUUCCUAUCACAUGCCAUUGUCUAUCUCUUAAUACUGUUUUGAUUGUUUAUCUAAUGGACAACUUGUUUUAUUUUUCAGCAAAAGCUACAGUCCGCUUCGCUCACACUGACAUCAAGGUGCCAGAUUUCUCUGAUUACCGUCGGCCUGAGUUGCUUGACCCCAAGAAAUCUUCUCAGGAGAGCAGCGAGUCCAGAAAAACCUUCUCCUACCUUGUCACCGGGGCAACAGCCGUGGUGGGUGUCUACACAGCCAAGACCGUGGCCACACAGUUUAUCUCUUCCAUGAGUGCCUCAGCUGAUGUCCUGGCUAUGUCCAAGAUCGAGGUCAAGCUGGGAGAGAUCCCAGAGGGCAAGAAUAUGACCUUCAAGUGGAGGGGCAAGCCUCUGUUCAUCCGCCACCGGUCUGAGAAAGAGAUUGCUGCAGAGGAAGCUGUGGAUAUGGCUGAGCUUCGUGACCCCCAGCACGACAAGGACCGCGUCGCCAACCCAAAAUGGAUCAUUGUCAUCGGCGUGUGCACCCACCUGGGCUGUGUACCCAUCGCCAAUGCUGGUGACUAUGGUGGAUACUACUGCCCUUGCCAUGGCUCUCACUACGAUGCCUCUGGCCGUAUCAGGAAAGGCCCAGCCCCACUCAACCUGGAGGUGCCCUACUAUGAGUUCCCAGAUGAGGACACAGUAAUUGUAGGCUAAAUUGUUGGACUGAGAUCACAGAUCAGUAUGUUUCUGUCUGGCUCAUUAUUCCAUCCAUUAGCAGGCACAACCUCUGUUUCAGGGUGGUAUAAAUUAUUGUAAGUAAUAAAUGUACAUUUAAUCUGAUUGAAAACCUCUCAUGUUAUUUAUUUACCCAAUCUCAGCUAAAUCUAAUACUGUACCAAAAUACGACCUGGGUUGUAAAUGAGUAAUGGGGUUUCUUUCGCCUUUCUUAACAAUGAAUAGCCUACUAAUAAUACUGAUGUUUUAAUAGUGCAGGUAUAAGGGCAUUUACCAAGAUUUUGCUGCUCAAUCAAAAACACACCUGCUUACAGACAGUUAUCUACAAUGUGUCUGAAGGUGAUUCUCAAGGGUUAAUGUCACGAAUUAUGGCUUUACAGAAAAGUUUUUGUCCCUGAUUUUGUUGGGACGAUUUAGAGUGCUAGGUUCAGUUGUUUUAAUGGCAAUAUUGCAGAAGGUUGUAUAUUUUCUUCCUAUCAAUAUCACUGUUUUGCUUUGGUGGUGGUCACAUAGA